Messenger RNA from Oldenlandia corymbosa var. corymbosa, 1842 nucleotides. Lineage: Eukaryota; Viridiplantae; Streptophyta; Magnoliopsida; Gentianales; Rubiaceae. The record is from the annotation of a GenBank genome assembly.
AUGGUCGGAGGGAGGCUGGGAGAGUGUGUAGGACUUGAUGAGGAGGUUAUCAAGAAAGCCUGUAAUCUGGCCAUGAAAGCUCAUCAUAGCCUCAUCAAAUCUGCUGCUGAUCAGAAGCCGUAUCUUUGUGAAAGGAGCCGUGGGUCCAAAGAAGCCAUUUUUGCCUUUCCUGGAACAUGGUCUGUGGGUGAUUGGUUUUCUUCAGGAAAGCCUUUUGGUGAAACCAAGGUUAAUGCUUCUUUGUUUCCAUCUCUCAAAAGCAUUGGCAUGGAUGAACCAGCUGCUGUAAAUGAAGCCUUUUCUUGCAGAUUUGAACAACUUUUAGGCAUAUCUCAGUUGGAAAGAGAGGUGGAAAAAGCUACCAUGGAGAGAAAGAAAGUAGUUUUUACAGGACACUCAUCAGGAGGUCCAAUUGCCAUGUUAGCAGCUCUGUGGGUUCUUGAAAAGGGCAUGAUACAGAAAAGUAACCUAGCACCGCCUUUCUGUGUCACUUUUGGAGCCCCUCUAGCUGGUGACAGAAUUUUUUCACAUGCGCUUAGACGGGAAAACUGGGAUCAAUACUUCAUACAUUUUGUCACAAGGUAUGACAUCAUACCACGAGUUCUGCUUGCUCCUGUCUCAUUGAUUGAACGAGACUUUCAACAGAUCCUCCCUCACCUGUGCCCAAAAUCUCCACAAGUUCACUCAGGAUCUAUCGAUUUGUCCAGUAAUCCUACAUCUUUCUUCAUGACUGUCAUGAGGAAUGCAUCAGCUGUGGCUAGCCAUGCUGCUUGUCACCUCAUGGGAUGCACAAAUUUGUUGCUCGAAACUGUAUCAAGUUUUGUCGAACUUAGUCCAUAUAGACCUUUUGGGACUUAUGUCUUUGGUUCUCAAAAUGGACAGUUGUUGGUGGUUCAAAAUCCAGAUGCUGUCCUGCAAAUGUUGUUCUACUCAGCUCAGCUGAGCUCUGAAACAGAAAUGGCUGACAUUGUACGUAGAAGCUUAACUGAGAGUUUGGCAUAUGAAAAUUGUUUGCAGGAUUGCUUAGAAAUGCAACAUGUUGUCUGUUUGAGCAAUCUUGUGGACCUUCCUUUAUCCUCAAAUGCUUGCACAAGCAAUGAAGCCCUGACUUUGAAUGCUAUCCUCAAUGAGUUUGGACUGGGCUCAAGAGCAAGACUCAGUCUUCGUGCAGCCGGCGAGUUAGAGAGACAGAAAAUGAAAAACCAAGUCAAUAUUGAUGGUAACAAGGAUAUCAUAAGAAAAGGGCUAAAUGAGAUACAGGCAUAUCAGAUGAAAUGCGAAGUGCGAAAAGUCGGUUACUAUGAUGCUUUCAAGCUUCAGAAAGAUGUAAAUGAUUUCAAUGCAAAUGUCAAGAGGCUGGAACUAGCUGGAAUAUGGGAUGAAACCAUCGAAAUGCUACAAAGAUGUGAACUCCCAGAUAGCUUCGAAGGUCGGAAAGAGUGGAUAGAACUUGGAACCCGGUUUAGGAGGCUUGUUGAGCCUCUGGAUAUUGCUAACUACUAUAGGCACUUGAAGCAUGAAGACACGGGUCCUUACAUGAUGAGAGGAAGGCCGAAACGCUACAGAUUCACCCAAAGAUGGCUAGAACAUGCUGAGAGAAUUCCCCCAAAUUCUAUCUCAGAAUCAUGUUUCUGGGCUGAGGUGGAGGAACUUAAAGCAUUGCCAAUUGAGGAUAUGAAGGAGAGACUUGUUUCUUUGGAGAAACAAACUUUGAAAUGGACAAGCAAUGGGGAUCUGAGCAAAGAUGUGUUUUUGGAAGAAUCAACCUUUGCUAAAUGGUGGAAAAAUCUCCCUGCAAAACAUCUUUCUGAGUCUUGUAUUGCUGUCUACAUGACUUAUUAG